GGAUGCGAGCCAGGGAUCGGAGAAGCAGUUGAUGGGGCUUCCCUAUGCACAGCGACUGCCUGAAGUCGCACAUCUGCUGUAGAAGGUGCAAUAGGUCACAGCGUGGAGCUGAAGCUUUGAUAUAAAGGAAAGUUUUCAAAGACAGGCCUGAAAUAUGGGGAGCUGGGGUAUGCUGGCAUAUCUCUUCUUGCCUGUGUGGGCAGGGUUGAAUCCAGUGGCUCUGGGGCUUGGCCCCCAUGCAAAGGGGAAGGAUGCUUCAGCAAGACGCCUCCAGCAUCAGCUGCAACAUGGCUCUUGCACCUACAUGUUUCUACUGCCAGAGGUUGGGGGCUGUGACUCCCCUGCUGCCGAGUACCAGGUUUCCAAUUCACUCCAGAGGGAUGCAUCGUCCCUCACCGAGGCCAAGUGGCCGGUAAAGAGGCUGCAGCAGCUGGAAAACAUCAUGGAGAACAAUACUCAGUGGCUACAGAAGCUGGAAAAUUAUAUCCAGGAGAAUGUGAGAAUGGAAACAUCUGAGCACCUCAGUGCUGUGCAGAACCACACUGCAGCCAUGUUGGAAAUUGGCACCACCCUUCUGAACCAAACUGCUGAGCAGACUCGCAAGCUCACUGAUGUAGAGAUGCAGGUUCUCACCCAGAGCUCACGGCUGGAAAUCCAAGUACUGGAAAACUCCCUGUCUACCAACAAGCUUGAGAAACAACUGCUGUUGCAGAUUCAUGACAUUAGCAAACUCCAAGAGAGAAACAGCUUCCUAGAGAAGAAGGUCCUGGCUAUGGAGGGGAAACGUGAAGAAGAGCUUCAAGGCCUCAGGUCUGAGAAGCUGGAAAUUCAGAGGCUGUUUUCCAAGCAGAUGGACCUCGUUGGGCAUCUGGAACAGCGUCUGAGUACAGCCCUGGUCAACAACACAGCCCUCCAGAGACAACAGGCCUCCCUGGCAGAGACUGUGAAAAACCUGAUGGGCUUGGUGUCUCAGUGUGACCAUAUUUCUCUUGCCCACCCAGAAGAGCAGAAGACAUUCAAGGACUGUGCAGAUGCAUACAAAUCAGGGUUCUCUGCCAGUGGAGUCUACACGCUGUGGUUUCCCAACACUACAGCCACUGCAAAAGUGCUUUGCGACAUGGAGAUUAGUGGAGGUGGCUGGACUGUAAUCCAGCACCGGAAGGAUGGCUCUGUGGAUUUCCAGCGGACCUGGAAGGAGUAUAAACAGGGCUUUGGGUCUCCACCUGGAGAAUAUUGGCUUGGCAAUGAUUUCAUCCACUUGCUUACCACACAGAGUUCCUACUCCCUCCGUGUCAGACUCCAAGACUGGGAAAGCAAUGAGGCCUAUGCCUGCUAUGAACACUUCCAAGUAGGCCCAGAGGACCAUAACUACCGGCUUUACGUGAGGAGAUACAGCGGCACAGCUGGACGCACAAGUAGCCUUAGUCCCUCGGGGACCAACUUCAGCACCAAGGACAUCGACAACGACCGCUGUGCAUGCAAAUGUGCGCAGAUGGCAGGGGGAGGCUGGUGGUUUGACGCUUGUGGGCCCUCCAACUUGAAUGGGAUUUAUUAUUCACCCAGCCCUGUCAUGAACAGGUACAAUGGCAUGAAAUGGCACUACUGGAAAGGCCCUAGCCACAGUCUCAAGAUGACAACCAUGAUGAUCCGUCCUGUGGAUUUCAGGGAGGAGUAAGGGAGCUUGCCAAUGGGCUGCCUUGUGGCUGAGAUAGACAGGCUGGGUGAGGGGCGCCAGCAAGAUCAACCGAAACCCAAAAGCUCUGUGAACUGUCUUCAAACUUGUGCAAGCUCAGAGGAGGUCUAUAUGAGUGGCCUCUUGGGUGUAUCUGCUAGUAAGAAUAUCGUUGGUUCAUACUGGCAGCCACAGGAUGCAGUAGCCACAGAAUAAGUAUCAAACAUUAUCCCAGGUCUGUGUGUGUUCUAUGCAUCCCCAAUUGCACCGUGCAAACAAAGAACUCCUAUAGAUCCUGGUAUCCUGAGGUUGAAAACAUCUCAGCUUUAACAGGUGAGAGGGAGAAAAAGGAAACUUUUAGCAUUUAUGGCUUGAAAAUAUCUGCCUAGCAAACCCGCUGAGCAAGACUGACUGGGGUUAGGGAGGAACAUAUUCUGUGUUCUCUGUGGCUCCUGGUUACAUCCCCAUGAGCAGAAUACAUUUUGCAAAUAUGUCCUGAUGUCCUUAGUUUGCAUAAUUCAGUUUGGAGGAGAAUGCAUUCAGAGUUUUGUAUGCUUUUAAUAGUAAGUUUAAACCUGUCUUGCAAACUUGAGACCCCUUAUAUGGUUGACAUAUUAAUUUUUCUCUGUUAUCCCUGAAUGUUGUAAAAAAAACCAAACUUGACUCUCAUUGCCAGAUGAAAGCAGAAAUUGAAACAUCUAGCUUUAUCUUAUUCCAGGCUUCUCUCUCUUGGCAAUCAUGUGCUGGGAUGUGAGCAUUCACACAUAUUUAAUCUAACAAAGACCAGGGUUGGGGAACCUUGUUCAGCCCAAGGGCCGCAUUCCUUUUGGAGCAACCUUCCAGGGCCCACAUGCCAGUGGCUGGCAAGGGCAGAGGAAAAGUGGGUGGAGCAACAAAAGUAAAUUUGACUUUGUACAGUAGGCUACUUCUACACACAUUCACCUGCCCCUCUCUAUCUACCAUUCAGGCAAACAAGAGGCAUUAUCAGAGUUAAAGGACACAUUUUCAACCAGGCAAAAGCGCUGAAUGUGAAUGCAAUGCUAGGCUGCUGUUGGUUAUGGCUGAGAAGGGUGUGCGUCCUGGGGAAAGUCCCAAGGGCCAGGUAGAGAGGGUUGGAGGGCUGCAUUUGGUCCCCAGGCCUGAGGUUCCCUAUCCCUGAACUAGAUAGCGUUAGAUUCAAGUGGACGCUUCAGCCUAAGAAGAUCAGAAGAGCCCUGCUGGAUCAGACUGAAAGUCCAUCAAGUUCAACGUCUGGUGACCAACCAGAUGCCUCUUGGGAAGCUGGCAAGCAGGACGUGAAGGCACAAGCCGCCUUCUUUUGUUGUUCUCCAGCGCAGGAUACUCGUGGCUGUACUGCUUCUGGAUGGGGGAGAAAUUCGAUCAGUGCACAAAUUUUGCGAUGCAGUUCUCCAGCCAGACAAUGUUUGCAAAAAGGCAUGUUCCUCUAACAUGUUCCUCUGUGUGUGUAAAAACGGAUAUAUGAGUGAAUAUAACUUACAAAAAAUGCAUUAUAUUGCUUGGUAGGAGAUGUUUGCACUAAAAUGCUGAAGAAUUUUCAUGAGGAUUAAUUUUUUUAAAAUUGCAAAAAUUUGCAGAAAUGUGGAGGCAGAACUGGGUUUAAGAUUAGAAAAAUGAGAAACUGGGAGAAAUGAAAGAGGCAGAUCAUUCCGUCCCUACUUUGAAGUCAUAUAGCCAUCGUGACUAUUAGCCUCUGAUAGCCUUAUCCUCUAGGCAUUUGUCUAAUCCCGUUUUUAGCGAAUUCCAUAAAGGUAAAUUACUGUUAUGUAAAGAAGUAUUUUUUUCUUUUGUGUCUCCUGAAUCUAUAAUAAUUAUAUUUUCCAAAUGUUCAUGGUCCUGUUUGAUCUCAGAAGCUGAGCAGGCUUACCCAGUACCUGGGUGGGGAGAAUGACCUGAGAAGCCUGGGUUGAAUAGUCUUGAUUCUACUACCAAUUUUGGUGUACAGUAGGGCCCCACUCAUAUGGCAGGUUAGGUUCCAGACCGCUGCCAAAAAGCGAUCAGCUGUAGCGUGGGGAUCUGGAACCUAACCUGCUGAUCGUACCAGAGGAGGAGAAGAUCAGAUCUUCCCCUCCUCUGGCACGAUCAGCUCGAGCGGGGGAGUCUGAUUGCGCCAGAAGAGUAGAUCAGCUGUAGCACAAGACAGCUGAUCUUCCCCUCCUCCGGUGCAAUCAGCUGGAGUGCGGGGAGCUCCAGCCCCCCCUCCAGCUGAUUGCCCUGCUGGUGCUGUAUUAGCGGAACGCCGAGAAGCAGGGCCCUACUGUAUGACGCUAAGUUCUAGUUCAGUUGUGGGGAAUCAGUGACCCUUCAGAUGUUGCCAACCUACAAGGGCUGACAGGAGUUGUAGUUUGGCAACUUCUGCAGGACCAAAGGUUCUCCCACUCAAGGGCCAGGUCCACACCAUACAUUUAAAGCACAUCCAAUGCACAUUUAAGCACAUGAAUUUCCCCAAAGAAUGAUGGAAACCGUAGUUUGUUAAGGAUGCUGGGAAUGUGUAGCUCUGUGAGGGGAAAAGCACAGUUCCCAGGAUUCUUUGGGGGAAGCCAUGUACUUUACCUGUGCUUUAGGUGUGCUUUCAGUGAGUGGUGUGGACCCGCUGACUAGAGAUGGGUGAGAAAUUUGAUUCAGUUCACAUCUCAAACUGAAUUUGCACUUUCCAAAACAGCAUGAGAACCAAAACGCAGCCAUCCUUUGAAAUUUACACUUAUUUGAAUUUGGCAAUGCAGUUUGCUAACCAAACAAUGUUUACAAAAAUGCAUGUGAGAGGAAAGUGUGCAUAAAAGUGAAUAUAUGAGUGAAAAUAACAUACAAAAAUGCAACGUAUGUUGAGAAGUUACUUGCAAAAAAGUGUACAUUAAUCAACAGUGCCUACAGAGAUGGGUUUAUUAGGACAAAUUUGUACUAAAAAGCUGGAGAAUUUUAAUGGGGACUUUUUAAAAAAAAUAAAUUGCUGCAGAAAUGUUGAAAACUGAAUUUAAGAUGGAAAAAAUGAGAAACAGAGAACUUCUAUCCCUGUCCUGGUCUAAUACUAUGAAGGGUGUGUGAGAGAUUUUCUCCAUCCACUUUAUCCACACUGUGUCUACUUUUAUAAACCUCUAUUGUGUCCCCUCUUAGAACUCUCUGCCCUGCCAGCAACUAAAGAGCCCUUUUUGGGAAAGUGAUCCAGCUUAGAUCAUGAUUGUCUUUAUCAGUUCUACAAUAUCGCUUCUACAAAGGUGUGGCUGGAAUUGUGGCCACACUUCCAACUUAUAUGAAGCCACUGUGAUACUACUAGCCAUCUGACUUUUUUAUUCAACUGCAAGAAAAUUUUAAAAAAUUAAAUAUAUGUAUGAGAAAACAUAGGUAAGCUUAAAAUGUAUUAGGUAAUAAUGUUUUGGCAUCUGCUGCCUUCUGUAACUCAUUUGGAUUUAAAAACCAGACAUGGAGCCAGGCUUUUGCCACCAUCAUAAGAAAAGCCUGAACAGCUAAUUGUAAGGCAUCUUGGUUUAUAGAGCUGAACCCUUUCAGACUUGUAAAUGUUUCUAAUGGGAAAAUCAUCCAGUUCAGAGGCAUUAGGAGCAAGAGACAAGUUCUGGGUAUACAUGGUCUUCAGGUAUAUUGGCCUUCAUUUGGAGGAUAACACAUAUCUUUUGUAAACUGCUUAAGGGUAUUCUGUCGAGUAAGUGGUAUCUAAAUUUUGUUAAAUGAAAUACAAAAAUAAAACCUUUUACGUCUCUUAAAACUUCACUUGCAGUUCUGUAGCAGAGGCCAUCUUACUCUCUGUCCUCCACAUUUGUAUGACUAGCACCUUUGCUUCCACAUUUAAAAACUGUCAGCAUUGAAAGGCAGAAGCUGGUAUGUCACAGACAGUAAAUCGGGUAGCGAGCCCCCAGUUUGGGGCCUGAUCUGACCCCAAGCAAAGCUUGUUCUAAUGUUAGCAGAAGUUGUGCUGGCACAGAUACUUGUGAAAACUUAUUUGCUGGUGUGAUGCAGACUGCCAUUAAAAAUGAAUGUACACACAAUUCUGCCUCACUGUUUAUGAAUUUGGGCUGGGGGAACGUGUUAAUUACCUGCCAAGGUUCUCAGUUACCCCUAGCUAAUAGAAAACAGAGCCUUGCCUGCCUGCUGCUUUAGGUUGUCCCUGUGCCCUACCCCAUUGCAGCCAGAUCUGAGAACUAUGGCUUUGAUGUGGCUUCUAGGAAACUGCCAAUGGUCAAGUCACAAAUGCUACCAUGAAGGGCUACACCACUGAGCCUGUUUUUGCCUGGCUGAAGUGUGUCCUUGAACUCUGGUUAUGUUUCUUGCUUGCCUGGAGGGGAAAUAGAGAGAGGGGUGUGGGAGUCUGUGUAGAAACCAGCCAACUCGCUGGAUCGUCACCUUGUAGCGGUGAGUGGGCUUGCGUGUUCCACUGAACCCUGUGAGCGAUGCUGUCAGGAGUCAUGUACUCCCAGCAGGGUAACCCAUGGUGGUAAGGUCAGGGGAGAGGAACCAGACAAAGAACGAUCCAAGAAAGUCCUCAGCGGCAGAACAGGCGGAAGAUAACAAUGUGUAUGUUACAACGGCUGUGAAGGCAGAUGAAGGCUGCAGCAGAUAAAGGACUUCCAAUCGUCGUGGUAUUCACGCCAUUGGAUCAAAGCCUUUUUCUGUCAAGAUUGUGUGUUGAUCGUGGUGCGCCGAUCUCCCCACAUAAAACAAA
Molecule: messenger RNA, 6362 nt
Organism: Rhineura floridana
Lineage: Eukaryota; Metazoa; Chordata; Lepidosauria; Squamata; Rhineuridae
Product: angiopoietin-2-like
Exons: 9
Coding region: 155-1675 (506 amino acids)
Biological process (GO): Tie signaling pathway
Molecular function (GO): receptor tyrosine kinase binding
Source: RefSeq, a predicted model, not a curated record